AAAUAAUUUGAGUAGCCAAAAUGUCUGACGAUGGAAGCGAAGAAUUUCCCGAAGAGGGAACCAACUUAGGAACAUACGAGGGAGAUAGAAAUGAGGCCGAUGAGAGACACGGACGAGGAAAGGCCGUACUACCAAAUGGAGACACAUAUGAGGGAGAAUACCAGCAUGGCAUGAGGCACGGCAAGGGAACAUAUCGAUUUAAAAAUGGUGCUCGUUAUAUCGGAGAUUACGCGAAAAACAAGAAACAAGGCCUCGGUGAGUUUAUUUACCCCGAUGGUUCUAAGUACGAGGGAAACUGGCAAGAUGACCUGAGAAACGGUCACGGAAAGUACACUUACGUCAACGGUGAUACAUAUGAGGGAGAAUGGAACAAUCACGUCAGACAUGGACAGGGCAAGUACACGUACCAAGCCACUGCGUCACAAUACAUCGGAACGUGGAAGGACGGUAAGAGAGAGGGCGGUGGUGAAUGGAUACACAACAAUCACAAAUACGUGGGAGGAUUCGCGAACGAUCAGCCUCACGGGGAAGGAAAAUACGUGUUCCAACACGUGGGAUGUGAACAGAGAGGAGAGUACGUUACUCACGAGCUGCCCCAGAGUAAUGAGGAGGAGGAGGAAGAACCCACAAUUAUAACUGUCGCUAAAUGGAAGAGCAAAACGAUCCAUCCUCUUAUCAGCGCUUAGAUAAAAACAGGACUUACUUUCUCAGUCGACAGACCUUAACUCACCACAUCUCAGCUCAUUAAUCUUUAAUUUAUUUCGUUCCCAUCAGAAAUAUGAAAUGUUGUCACAAAGUGUGUUGGGGGGGGGGGGGGGGGGGGACCCCACAGAGUGUACCUUGCCUGUGGGGGAGGGAUUUUGUAUCAUCUCAGAAUGCUGGAAUUAUUAUCUAUAAUCUAUGAGCCUAAAUAGUGAACCAUAUUUUACUGGAUAUUGGGCCAGUUACAGUGAACGUUUUUUUUGUUAAGUGUGAGUUUUGAUGUUUUUCAUUUGUUCUCUUGGUCAGAUAACGUCUUCAACCAACUGUUACGCCUCUACUUUCAUUAUGGCUUGUUUUCCGAAUCUAAUACUCAUUUGAUGUCAGGUAGCCAAAAGUCUUGUCUUUUCCGUCAAUAUUGAUAUAAAUUGUUUGUAAAUACAUGUAAAUACCGAAAAACUGCUAAAAUUAUGAAAAUUAA
Molecule: messenger RNA, 1180 nt
Organism: Bolinopsis microptera
Lineage: Eukaryota; Metazoa; Ctenophora; Tentaculata; Lobata; Bolinopsidae
Product: radial spoke head 1 homolog
Exons: 5
Coding region: 21-686 (221 amino acids)
Biological process (GO): axoneme assembly; spermatid development
Cellular component (GO): nucleus; cytosol; motile cilium
Source: RefSeq, a predicted model, not a curated record